Messenger RNA from Cylindrotheca closterium, 2553 nucleotides. Lineage: Eukaryota; Bacillariophyta; Bacillariophyceae; Bacillariales; Bacillariaceae. The record is from the annotation of a GenBank genome assembly.
AUGGGAAAGAAAUCCAAGAAAAAGGGUGGAAACUCGUCCAAAAAGAAUAAGCCCGCAAAGGCAGGAGCAGCACCAAACAAACAAUCAUCAGGAGGAGCCGGCAAGAAUAAGAAACUGGAUUCCGAUCAAAUUUCGCUCUAUCGGAUCUACAAAUACUGUACUGAAGCUGUCAUCCAAUGGGGGAAAUCCGCCUUUUACAAGAAAGAGAUCAAAGGAAACAACAAUAACAAUAGCACUAAAACAUCCUUGAGUCAUGUUAUUUUUGACAUUCUCGGGAGUUUGGCCGACGAUGGGGUUCUCAUGCCGGCUGCGGUGGUCCGAGAUUUGAAGUUGGCCAUUUCCUACCGAAAACGAGUGCGACGCUUUUACAAGUCCCUUCCACAGGUCAGUGAAGAAGAUUAUGCUCGUCACGAAUGGUUAAUCCAACAACUGGAGAAGCUGGUAAAGGCAUUUCGACAAAAUAAAAAAGGAAAUGUGGAAAACAAAGACAAUGAUGCAGCUAUUACUGUCCGUGAAGGAUUCGAGGUGCUAGCACUCAGCGAUGACGAAGAAUCGGUAGCUUCGGCAGAGCAGGACGAUGAAGCUAACGUGAAAAGACCACCUGUCGUCUUUUCGACACCGCCCACGCCAAAAGAACUGGAGAAUGAAGAGCGACAGUUUGCUAUUGCACUUUUCCUCUACGAUCUGGAUACCAUUCGACAAAAUCUUAGGAAACGAUGGGAAAAGUGGGCGAAACUAUCAGCGCGAGAAGGGGACACGGAAGUUGCUGCCAAGAACCUCAUGGCCGUUACUGCUUCUACGGAAUACGCACUAGUCGCUGUUCGCAAGUCCAUGCUGCAAGUGUCGUUGGAAAUUGACAACUUUUCAGGGUUCGACAAGAUCCUUCAAGCCAUUGGCGAAUCGCCAUCAUCGGGUGAAUCGAAACAAGAAUUUGGUAUGCAAGACUUUAAGGAAGGGGACUUGGUUACAAUUCAGGGUUUGGCAAAACGACCCGAUUUGAAUGGAACCCACGGCUUCAUUUGUCGUUCAAUGGACGCGGAAGCGUCGCAACGCUUUGCGGUGCAGCUCUUUGACAAAAAGCAAACGCUAUCGGUACAACCAAAGAAUCUUGUCUUUUCCGAUGAAACCUUUUCACGUCUGUGCCAAAUUCAAAAAACCGUUGGAUCUCUCAACGUGAAAUCCUUGGACAUUCCAAAAACUCCGCCGAUGACAUAUGGUGCCCCAACGAGUGCCUCUGUACAAAAGGCUGGGGUAGAAAUAAUCAUGCAAGGAGACAAGUUUGAAGAGGCUGCCAAGAGCAAAGACUUUGCAUCGCUGUUACAGCUGACUAUCCAACACUCAUUGCCGCUUUGGAUAUCCAUGUCGCAAUACCUUCCUGAUGUCGGUGCGGCGGAUGCUGUCUUGAAUGCCUACAUUCGUGAUUUUUUCAGCACUGGAAAGCUAAAGUUGCCACUAGCUUUUGCGCUAUUGAUAACGUUGGACGGAGCCAUGGCAUGUGCUACGGAAGGCAAGAACCUUGCCGAAGACACGAAGGACUUAGUCGUCAAAGUCUUGGAGGAGGCCUACACCACGUACUCCUACACGCCCGCCAUUCGCUUGCUGGAGAGGGAUGGAAAGAACUCAAACGCAUUGUACUCUCAUUUCGAGUUUGUCAAGCAUGUACGUGAGGAAUAUUCUGUGGUUGGAAUGUUCUUUCCGCUAGUUUCGGGAGAAAUGCUGUUGAAUGGACUCCGCAUGCACUUUACCUGUGGUAGUGGCCUUCCCUACACAUAUGUGGAAAAGUGCACCCACGUUUUGCACAUCUACUGGUUAUUGCGGUCAGAGGGACAUAUGGGCAGGAUUCCAGAAGUGGAAUCCAUUCUUCGUAUGUAUCAACAACGAGUCUUCUUCCGUGCCGGAUUAGCAAAGAAGGGUCAAGAUUCCUAUUUGAAAUGUCAGCAACUAGCCCAAGGUGUCAGUGCAGAAGCAGUGCGAUAUUUAGAUGGCAAGGCAGUACCUCGACGAGUGGGUCGGGCUCCAAUGAAUGCGGAUGCACUCACAUAUGAAGGCUUGCAUGUAACAGAAGUAUCUCGUUUGCUGGAUGUUCUCCAGUGGAAGAGUAUGCCAAUCAUUGACAAGGAUGCAUGCUUUGAUGAAAUUGAAAUGAUCUCAAGAGAGGAAUACUCGACUAUUUUCACCGCCCCGCUUUUGAAAGUGGUCGUCAAAAUGAUGGACCUCGCCAGCGCUCUGGAACUUGGCAUGACUCGAUUGGCCAGGCAAUCUGGACCACAGAUGCUGCCAAAGUUCGCCCAGCAUACGUCCCGAAUGACCGAACUUGAUUUGGUAAGCUUUUGGGCCAUGGCAUUGGGGGACAACAGGUCUUUAAUUCCAGGGGAAAAGGACACAGUGUUCGGCCACUUUGCCUCCGUCUUUUCACAAGUCUUUGGCAGUGGAAUCGAGCCGAUAAUACCAGACGAAGAAGCAACCCUCGUAUUCAGCCUGAACGACCAUAAGGUAGAUCCCACUCUUUGGGGAGAAAAGGGCUCCAGGAGAUUAGAGCAUUUGCAAGUAUGA